CAGCGCUUUUAGAAUACAGUUUAACUCCGGCUUCGUCGCCAUGAUCACAUAUCUUCUGACCGUUUCCUUUGUCGGACUUUUAUGUGUUGCUGGAUUGUCCGCCGACUGCAACAUUGCAUGUCCAGCAGUGUAUCGGCCCGUUUGCGCAAAUUGUGGUGGCGAAAUGAAAACUUUUUCAAAUAGUUGCAGCAUGCAAACACACAACGAGUGCAACAAUGCAAGGUGCAAGUUGCAGCAUAACGGACAGUGUAACACGAACUGCAACAUGGCAUGCACUCGAGAUUUCAACCCUAUUUGUGCAUGGAACGGAAGAAAUUUGAAAACAUUUUCAAACAAAUGCGGGAAAGAUGCAUUCAACAGAUGUUACAACGAUC
Messenger RNA from Cimex lectularius (bed bug), 374 nucleotides. Its product is annotated as turripeptide Pal9.2-like. The record is from RefSeq and is a predicted model, not a curated record. NCBI's taxonomy places the organism in Eukaryota, Metazoa, Arthropoda, Insecta, Hemiptera, Cimicidae. Gene Ontology annotation, molecular function: protein binding.